GUGCUCUAUGCGUUCAAGGUCAUCUUUCGUCCCCAGGUUGCUUUGGGCAUGUGCGGUGUGUUGUCAAAGACGGAAUUGAUCAAUGAACUGAGGGGCAUAUAGUGAAGGUAGAUUAGAUCCCGAGGUAUAACUUGCUCGCUAAGAUUAGAAUUGUUCCAUAUUGGAGUAUGCGUUCUGCCGCGACUCUUUCUCUUGUAAUAUUAGAUGAGAACGACAGGUCAUGGGAAGUUUACGUUCUAUACCUCCCAGGUCAUACCUAGCAUGGAGAACACGUGUUGAACAUGCUGGAAUAAGCCCACCUCCACGCCCUUUCAACGCUCUAGUACUUCAUAUCUGAGUGGAGAUGGGUCAAGGAGUAGAUAUCUUUCACAUCCGAACAUCUUGCUGGGCAUGAUAUCUGGAGAGGCGCAAUCGCAGCUCCAUCGCUGCGUCAGUCAGGACGCCUGUCUUUGACUCUGCGGCUACCCGACAUUUGCUAUUAUGUCUUCAACCUCGUUGGUACGUACGAUGGAAGGCUUCAGCGGUCAAGAACGUGACGAAUAUCCAUUUCCCAUCAUGACUGCCCCCGAUACACAUUCGUCGUCCACAGACGACACCCUUCCUCGCACAACGAGUGUUCACACAAAGUCCCAAAGGUCCUCUGCGUCGUCUUGCCACCCUCGCAGAGCCGACCACGAGCGACAACAUUACGAUGGGACGUCUACCAGACUCUUAUCUCGCUUAUAUCCCCGCGAGGAGCGUGAUUCAAAACAAAUUCGGACGUUACUCGUUCUUACAAGUGAUCGUCUCGAGAGCGAGACCCGUCGUGCUGACCAAGCCGAGCAACGGGUUGUUGAGGUGCUUGAAAGACUUCGGACUGCUAACGAAACGAUCUUGACUGUUCGUGCGGAAGCCGCUCGCGCAAACGAGGAACUUCGACUGUACAAACUGCAACUAGAGACCGCACAGCGCGAGAUUCUUCGAGCCCAAGACAUUGUUGAUCAAUUGGAACAAGAGAAGCAGGAUGCCGAGGCUAGAGCUGCCCGAGCAAGGACGACUGCGAGAAAACUGCGCGAAGACAACAUCAUUGUGAGGGCUCGAGAGGAAGGUCGACGAGAGGGGUAUGAGGAAGGUUACUACCGAGGGAAAACAAUGGGCUACUAUGAGUCGCAACCUCGUACGCGUAUGCCUGAUCGUGUGAUUAUGCAGCCACCAGCAGCUAUAAUAGACGACAGUGUCUCGGACGAUGAGCAGCCUGAGCCAAUAUACGUCCGCGCUAGUACUGCGGGUUCGCCUCCUCGCAGGACGCCACCACCACCUACGACAUACUCCCCCCAUCCUCGUCCGAGGUCUAAUACUACGUCAUCGCGUAACAAUCCAAGGUCGACCACGCCGCGACAUGUCAAUGAGGCUUCACAUCACGCACCAAUUUUACCCGUUCCUACUAUGACCACCCCCGUCAACGCUCCGUCUCCAUUCCAUGCUCCCUCCUCGCCGAGCCCCGUAUCGAAUGUCAAUCAGCAAUAUCGGCGAUCUGACGGAGAUCCUGUUCCUAUUCCUAUUCGCAAUGUCGCUCCAUCGCCAAUUCAUCCCCCAGUCGAGGUGCCUCCAGACAAUUUCAUUCCAUAUGCCGACCGAGACGAGACAAUAUCAAUCCCUCCGCCUCAUGAGUUCCAGAGAUCUCCCACACCCAUCGAACGAUCACCUUCUGUCGCGGAGUCUACUCUACCCAGGGUGCCGGAACCGAACGCUGCCUCAAUUCGCUCUAGAGACUUUGCGUAUGAUUCUGCAAGAGAUCAUGAAGCUAUAGGUCAUCCGGUCUAUGGUAUCGGUUCCCCGCAAUCUCGUACAUCUACUCACAUUUCGCAAUUCGAAAUAAUCGCUCCGCCUAGGUCAAGUUCGACUGUAAAUGAAAGACGGCAUCGCGACGAUUUCCAGCAAGGAAGUAGUUAUCGAUCCCAGUCUUCGGCAAGUGGGCCACGACGUCCCAUGACGCCCGUCAGGACACCUUCACGGAUGGACCGUGACAUACGUUCACCUAGAGGCCCGCGCGAUCAGAAUGAACCUUCCCUCCUUAGCUCGUCCUCUGGCACACCAGAAUCAGGAAGUCGCAAGAGAACGGACUCCGGAAAUCGUAGUCCGCUGGAACGUCUCUUCAAGAAACGUUUCCGAAACAAGCGUUCGCCAACUGAACAGGAACGCGGAUCCCUGGUCCCAGAGAUCAAGGUGGAAUCUCCGUCGACGCCUGCGUCUUCUCGAGGAUCCAGUCAGAGGACAACCAAUAUACCUCAUCUGCUCAGCCCGGAUCAUGCCAAUCGACCACUUCCUAUCCAAGUUGAGCCCGUUCUAGCGAUGCACUUCGAAGCACCGAAGUUUGUCAUGGACAAGAGUCAGAUCCCCGAAGUGGAUACCCUCCCACCGAACUUCAUGCCCACUUCUUUUUCACCAAAACCGGGCACCCCACCAACACCUCCUGACGUUAUGGAAGGUAACUCAAUUCGUCGCUCACCAUCACCUCCUAGGACACCCUAUGAUCCUGCUCCUGUUCCUCCCUCUGUCGUCUACCCCGAUCCUCCUAUACGAUCUAUGACUCCACACACACCUUCAUCUCCUCCCAACAGGACUUCGAGCCGAGCUCGUUCAAGAAAUGGAAGUAUUGCAGAGCGUUUGUCGCCAUUAUCUUUCGGACAACCCUUCGCUUCCUUCACGCCUUCGGACGAUUGAGAACGCUCGUAGAUCAUCCUCAUGCUAUUCACUUCUGUCUAUUUGCACACUCAUGCUGGCAUGUCUUCUCCCUCUCUCCCGGACUGCUCUGCACAUCUCUAUCCCACUGACUCUGUCGCACUUUGGUUUACUCGUCCUGCUGCUAUCUUCGUCUGUACUACAAUGGCAUCUGUAUCACCUCAACACACUAAAACUUGUACUUGUAUCAAUGUAUGGCCUUCGCCUUCACUGACAGAGCAUGGUCGAUUGGUGCCUUCUUGGCUUGACUUGGAACAUGCUUACGUUGAGGCGCUCCAAACGCGCCCAGGUAAAACCUUGAUAUGUCCGAAACAUAUUGACCUUGUGCCCACGCCUGGCUUUGCUAACGAGGUCUUCAUCAUUUCUAGGAACGCACCUAAGCCGGUGGAAUCAUGUUAACAUCUGCUCACUACCUUUCAAAUUUUAGCGGCCAAGCUGUUUACAGGACCAGCACCAUACCUUCGUUUGCUCCGAAUCUCACUUGGAAUCGUGAGAAAUGCGCCGAAGACUUCAUAACCUAAGCCUCUCGAGGAAGCAAUCAAACAUCCUCUAUAGA
Somion occarium is the source of this 3277-nucleotide messenger RNA. NCBI's taxonomy places the organism in Eukaryota, Fungi, Basidiomycota, Agaricomycetes, Polyporales, Cerrenaceae. The record is from the annotation of a GenBank genome assembly.